This is a messenger RNA of Mizuhopecten yessoensis (Yesso scallop), 804 nucleotides long. RefSeq lists its product as uncharacterized. The transcript has a single exon. Lineage: Eukaryota; Metazoa; Mollusca; Bivalvia; Pectinida; Pectinidae. The record is from RefSeq and is a predicted model, not a curated record. The coding region runs from base 1 to 804 and encodes 267 amino acids.
AUGGAGAUCAAGAUACGAUUCCUGCCUGAUUCUGACAUGGUGAUGGAGGUACGAUUCCUGCCUGAUUCUGACAUGGUGAUCGAGGUACGAUUCCUGCCUGAUUGUGUCAUGGUGAUCGAGGUACGAUUCCUGCCUGAUUCUGACAUGGUGACCGAGAUACGAUUCCUGCCUGAUUCUGACAUGGAGAUCGAGGUACGAUUCCUGCCUGAUUCCAAUAUGGUGAUCGAUGUACGAUUCCUGCCUGAUUCUGACAUGGAGAUCGAGGUACGAUUCCUGCCUGAUUCCAAUAUGGUGAUCGAUGUACGAUUCCUGCCUGAUUCUGACAUGGAGAUCGAGGUACGAUUCCUGCCUGAUUCUGACAUGGUGAUCGAGGUACGAUUCCUGCCUGAUUCUAAUAUGGUGAUCGAUGUACGAUUCCUGCCUGAUUCUGACAUGGUGAUGGAGGUACGAUUCCUGCCUGAUUCUGUCAUUGUGACCGAGGUACGAUUCCUGUCUGAUUCUGACAUGGUGAUCGAGGUACGAUUCCUGCCUGAUUCUAAUAUGGUGAUCGAGGUACGAUUCCUGCCUGAUUCUGACAUGGUGAUGGAGGUACGAUUCCUGCCUGAUUCUGUCAUUGUGACCGAGGUACGAUUCCUGCCUGAUUCUGACAUGGUGACCGAGGUACGAUUCCUGUCUGAUUCUGACAUUGGGAUCGAGGUACGAUUCCUGCCUGAUUCUGACAUGGUGACCGAGGUACGAUUCCUGCCUGAUUCUGACAUGGUGAUCGAGGUACUCAAGUACACAGAGAGUGAGGGAAGAAACUGA